Molecule: messenger RNA, 3988 nt
Organism: Sebastes umbrosus (honeycomb rockfish)
Lineage: Eukaryota; Metazoa; Chordata; Actinopteri; Perciformes; Sebastidae
Gene: arhgap11a
Product: Rho GTPase activating protein 11A
Exons: 12
Coding region: 438-3365 (975 amino acids)
Biological process (GO): signal transduction
Source: RefSeq, a predicted model, not a curated record
GAAUGCUCAACCGGAAACGGUCAGUUAGCGUGGAAACCGACCUGACGAGCUAACCACACCACAAUGCAGGUAGCCAGCUAGAAAACGACUUAAAUCUAUGUAAUUCACACGGGUUUUCGGUUUGAGAAGAGGUGAACACGAACUGUAAUUCGUGUGACAUCGAUAAGCUGUUUUGUUUUUUCGUAUGAGCUAAUGUGGCUUGCCAACUGCAUUGUAGUUAACCGCAACACGAAGCUAGCUGGAGGCGUCAGGUCGUUUACGUCUCAUUGAGACUGCGUAGCUUUGAGGGUACAGUUAAUAAUCAAGCGUCUUGUGAGCAGUUCAAGAUCUACCUGAGGAUGACUUAGAGUCAGGUAUCUGGUGAUAAAGUUAGAAAGACUAUAGGGUCAGAAGAGAGUGAAUCAAACUACAAGAUAGGACAGGAAAGGAGUGUUAAAAUGAAAGUCAUGGAGAGAAAUGUGAUGCGUCUGGUGGCUGUGCAACACCUCCGAGCAGCGUUUGCGAUCAAGACAAAGAACUGGAACAAAAACAAAGCAGCCAGCUGUAAGACAACAACCAGCAACUCGACAAAGGUUUUUGGAGUAUCCCUGGAGACCUUGCCGUACUAUAAUAUGGAAUGUGGGGGCGUGCCAAGCUUCCUGGUCGAUGCAUGUAUGAUACUGCUGGCACAUAUUGACACAGAGGGCUUGUUCAGAAAAUCGGGCUCUGUCGUCCGCCUGAAAGCACUCAGGGCUAAACUGGACACGGGUGAGGAGUGUUUGUCCACUGCUCUUCCCUGUGACGUGGCCGGCCUGGUGAAGCAGUUCUUCAGGGAGCUGCCAGAGCCGGUGCUGCCCGCGGAGCUGCAGGAGGCCUUUCUCAAGGCCCAGCAGCUCCCCACCGAGGAGGACAGGACCUCCGCCACCAUGCUGCUGUCUUGUGUGCUACCCGACAAAAACCUAAGCAUCCUGCGUCACUUUUUUGACUUCCUCCAGAAUGUGUCUAAGAGGAGCGCAGAGAAUAAGAUGGAUAGCAGUAACUUGUCUGUAAUCUUGGCUCCCAACAUCCUCCACGCUGGAGACGGUACAGAGAAGAUGAACGCCAACACCGAGAGACGCCUCAAGCUGCAGGCAGCCACAGUGCACUGCUUCAUCGAGAAUGCUCACAACUUUGGUGUGUUACCACAGUUCCUUCUAGAGAAAGUUCCAGCCAUGAUGGGCUGCGAGGCGGGCAUUCUGUCCCCUACUCACGAUGGACUCGAGGAGCUUGACUUAAACUCAGGGAUGAAGAGGAGACACAGACGCAGCUUCGGAGAUUUGGUCAAUGGUGCUCUGAAUAAGAUAAAAACUAAUAGAACACCCACAAAAGCCCCCCAGUCAGACAGUCUUGUCUUUUCUUCUGCCACUCCUGUGAUUGCAACACCAACCUCAAAGCGAAAACAACCUAUGGAAUCUGGCCACUCUUUUGGAUUCUCAAACAAGAAACGUAGAUCUGUGAAAAAGACCCUUGGGAUUGAAUUACUUCCCAAUACUUUGUUCAGCGGGGUCUCCACUCCUGGAUCAGCUUACAGCGCUCCGGGGAUCUUGGACUCUUCCCACAAUACGCUGUCAUCAGCAGGGAAGUCUAGAAGGCAGUCGGCCGUCUCUGUGAUGAGGAAGAGCCGACGACUUAGCAACAGACACGCUGUCAACAGAGUUGAAUCUGGAAAAGCCGGUUGCUUCUCUCCUAAAGUCGGCAAAAAAGAAGCACCGCGCAAAUCUCUGCGCCUGCGUUUUAGCCUGGGGAAGAGCAGCAAGGAGGCUGGAUCUGAGUCCAUAGGCUGGCGACUUGCCUCUCAGGAGAGCACCACCACUUUCCAUUUCACCAAAGAGACCGAGUUCAGUCCGUCAGUUCUGCCUAGAAAAGCAGAAUCCAAGAGCUCCAAGUUCAUCAGUAAGUCUGAAGACAACCUGCUGACCCCUCAAUGUGACUCGAGUGUCCACCAGAUCUCGUGGAGCGGGGAGACUCCCGUAGGAGCCCAGGCUUUCAGCGGAGGCUCUUUCACAGACACCCCCAUGAGCAUGUGCUUAAAGAGCAACUACAAAUCUGAGCCAACCAUCGUCGUGUCAAAGCCUCCAGCGGUAACCAGCUUUCCCAAGAAGCUGUGCUGUGCCUCCAGCGCUGAGAGCCUGGAGAGCGAAUGCUCCAUCACUGAAGCCAAAACCGGCCCCACCCUGCUGAAAAUAAAGAAGGCCUUCACAGAGUCGGGCAGCGACCUCCAGUCUGUCUUACAGGAAGCCUGCAGCUCUACGGGGCCAACAAAAACACCAGACAUCGUACUAGUCCCUCCACCAGAGACUCACACAGUCAAAGCUCUGUCUGUGGACACAGGAGCCUCCAGCUUCUCACCUCAGCGUAGUCUUCUGGCUUACGAACAGAACAUUACAUUUAGCCAGAUUGAAAUCGCCGCUUUAUCCCCUUUGCAUAUUGACAGCGUAGUUUUUGAGCCUGGUGUGUACUAUACUACGGCAGCUGAUAAAGGUUCUCUCUGUGCUGCUCCCGUCAGCAGUCAGAACAGCUCCAUGGUGGGAGACAGCGAAGGGGAGGUAGAGCAGGUGAACUGCAGCAGGCUGAUCGACGCUCUGGACAUCCAGAGUCCUGCUCUCUUCAAACUGGGCGUCUCCUCCGGGCUGCAGUCCACGCCAUACAGGCUGGGCCUCAGAGACGAGUUCGGUACGCCUCCUAGAAUUGGUCCUAUAGUCCACGUGGUACACGAAGAAAACGAAUCUUCCCCAGAGAUUGUCGCCAAAGUCCAAAAGCAACAGCAGCCCCUCUCACCGCGCAGCCUGGAGACCGAGAAGCGCCGGGUGGCGGACCACAUCCAUCACUUCAACAAGCUCACGCUUCAUUCUCCCAGAGGCCCCAAGGCCAAACACAUCAGAUCCCCGCUCAAGUUCCAGCGCACACCGGUGCGUCAGGCCGUCCGCCGGAUAAACUCUCUCCUGGGGGAGAGCAGGAGACCCGUUAGAAACGCAGAGCUCGCCAUCACCCAGAGCAGUCCGGUGGUGAAGGCGGUGAGCCUGGAGAGCGGCCUGUCCCCGCACCCACAGCUCCAGCCUCACCGGGGACGCUCCAACAGCGUUUGUCCCAUAAAGAAACCGCCUCCAGUCCCACCCAAAAAGCCAAGCACCCUAGCCCGUAAAGCCAAAGCCUGCGCUCUGGCCGACAUGACCAACAAGGUCCAACCAAAGACCAAAGUGGACUGUUCUGUCCCCGAUCCACCAGGAGCCCAGAAGCGUCUUGUGCAGCAGGUAGUAGAGAAGGACAUGAACUACUACAGAGGUUCACCCAGAAACCCACUCCACCAAGUACAGCUGCUGUCCGCCACCAAGCCUGUAGAUUUAUAGCUUCACAUCUUUUUUUAUAUUUCCUCCUCACUAUGCAGGUCUCCGUCUGCUAGGACUACAUGACAUUAAAACAUAUAUAAUCCAUAUUUUCAGGGGUUUUAAUUUAUUUUUUAGCUACGGUAGGUGCUGCUUGUGUUGCGUUAGGGUUCUUAAUGGGAGAUGGUCAUACGCCUUAUGUUUGUUUUUACUCUAGUAAAACAAGUUUAAACAUCGAGACGUAUCGGUUUACAGGAUUAUUAGUGUUUUGUAGUGUGCAGGCUAAAAAUGAUGUGAAAUGUGAUUGACGGUAUGACAGGAAAUGUUUAGAUCAAGUCUUAUGCUUUUAUUUAAUGCAUUUUUAUAUCUAAUCCUUAGUUAGACGUCCUUAAAAAAACAAAAACUGUUUACCGAAGUUGAAGCUGUUUCUUAAAUUACACGAUAUUUUUUUAACAGAAAGAAGUUAAAAAAAUGCACCUUUUUUUUUGUUGGAUUUUAUAAGCUAAAAAAAAAAAAAAAAGCCAAGCAGUAUUGAUCACAUCAUCAUGUCUAUCGCAGUCCAUUAAUUUACAAAAUCAUCAGCCAUUAAAAAUGCUUUGCUAUGUGAACUGCUGCAGAUAAAUAAAAUCAAACGGUAUAUACCUACA